Molecule: messenger RNA, 4644 nt
Organism: Dinoponera quadriceps
Lineage: Eukaryota; Metazoa; Arthropoda; Insecta; Hymenoptera; Formicidae
Gene: P5CS
Product: delta-1-pyrroline-5-carboxylate synthase
Exons: 6
Coding region: 1834-4194 (786 amino acids)
Cellular component (GO): mitochondrion; cytoplasm
Molecular function (GO): glutamate-5-semialdehyde dehydrogenase (NADP+) activity; ATP binding; glutamate 5-kinase activity
Source: RefSeq, a predicted model, not a curated record
CCUGAACGUAUCGAAGAAAAGAGAUGUACCUGUAUAUCUCGGAAGCAUCCGAGUUGUUUCCGCGCUCGUUCAUUUUUCCGCUUUUCAUUGUUCCUCGCGAAAAAGAAAGGGAAAAAGAGAUCCUUUUUUACGGACCGAUAUCGCGGUGUACAUACCGCAAACAGGCGGAAUUUGUUUACGAGCGAUGGCGAAGAUGCGAUGACGUUAAUCGCUACGUGACAAAGAUUCAAUAUGCGUCGGUCGGAAAGCGUAAAAACUACUUGAACUUUGUGUGUAUGUAUGCGCGCGCGUAUUAUUCCACGAGCGACAUGUAAUCACAUUUCACGUGAUGUAAUGACGCACGAUCGAUUAUAAAUCGCGACGGAAGGAUCUUCGAAAUCUCAGAGGGUGGGCUAUGAUCCGUGACACUUUACGUUUUAAGCGCGAUGAUUCCUUAAUGUCUCCACGAUGAUCAGUGAUACUUCACCGUGUCGUCGAUUACCGGCGGAUACGCCGAUCUCAAUCGAAACGAUCGCGAGAGAUGUUUACGCGCGUGAACAAAUUCCAAAUCGAAAUUAUCACUUAAAGGAAGAGAGCCUCCAUAAUUUGUUCAAACAAUUUUCUAUCACGGAGCCCUUUUCAUGUCGCUUUAAUAUUACAUGUCUCUGUACCAUUACUCCUUUCUUAAUAUUCCGCUGUAAGACGGCAAUUAACCCUACCUUUUCUCUCUCUCUCUCUCUCUCUCCCUCCCCCAAAUGUAUAUAUUUUUUUAUUAUUCUUCCCCGAAUAAUUUUCCAAGAUCGGAUUUUUCGCCGCUUUAGCUCCACUGCGCUCCGCCGUGCAACGUUCGAUCGCUUAUCGAGUCUAGAUCGAUCUCACUAACACUACGUGAACGUAGCAUAGCGAAAGAAUGACUCGGCCUGCGAUAUCAGUGAGCUAGUGUUUACGUGAUUCGCAAUCCUCGGGGUCGAAGUUCACCGACGCGAACGGAUCCAGCGCGCGAUGCCCGCGUAUCGUCAUAUAGAGAGCACACGGUCGAGCAGGCGCGGCGAUCUUGGACUUUGCGUAACCUCGGCAAUUAAGAGCGGAAAAACUCUCGGAAAACGAUAAGUUCGGAUCCACACGCUGAGACGUGCGCGCGGAGACGUCACCGGUUCCCCUCCUCUUCCUUCAUGCUCCUGCUCACCGUUCAGUUACCGAUCACCGUGAGAGACCGACAUCUCUCGCCCUGUCCCUCCUCCGUUCAUUGGAAGGUUCGUCUCUAAUCUAGAGGCGCGAUAACGACGUCUCCCGAUUCAAUCGCGUAUAAAGCAGCAGUGUGUCGUUGACCAUCGCCGCGGUUGCUCGACGCCUCGGCGACGAGGUACGAAAAUCGGUACCGCUCGCGUCCGUCGCGACUCGCGAGUUCCACCCUCGUCGGCUCCUCUCUCCUUCUGCACCCCGGUAAUUGGGGGAAGUUACAACGGCCUGAUUCAGAGCCAGACGCGGCAUCACAAUCCAUUCCACGGAGCUAUCCAUAACCGCGAGAUUAGCCGGUAAAUCGAACGUGCCGUGGGGACGUAACCGUGACAUCUCCGGCGUUUUCCACGUUAUUGCCGCUCCAGGUAAUCCAUCUUGCCGUGCGGCCCAUCCGGGAAUCCGACAGGACUUUUCGCAGGAAUAAUCGAUUCUCGCACCGAGUGCUCGAUGAUCGUCGUCGGCCGGUCGUAAUCUCGGACCGUAAAUCUUCGCGCACCGUCCAAGACGUGCCGAUCGCCCGGAGGAACUAAAAGAGAGAGAAGGAGGGAGGAAGACAGAGAAACAGCUGACUAAUCGUCGGCAAGCCCCGAAGAGGAAGGUGCCGCAGACUCCGCCAUGUAUUCGACGCUCCUGCUGACGAGGUUCGCCCGGCUCGGGUGUUACCCGCGCAAAUUGGUCACGACGUCCGCGGGACUGCGCUUACAGCAGCAAACAGGCAACCGCGUGGACCUGCGAAGAGAGCUGCAAACAUCGGAGAGACCGCGACGACCGCAGACUUUCACGGAGCGUAGCGAACUGAAAUACGCCCGCCGAUUGGUCGUCAAGCUCGGUAGCGCCGUUAUAACGAGGGAAGACGAGCACGGCCUGGCACUGGGACGUCUGGCCUCCAUCGUGGAGCAGGUAGCUGAAUGUCAGAACGAAGGACGCGAAUGCAUCAUGGUGACCAGCGGUGCGGUCGCCUUUGGCAAGCAGAAGCUGACCCAGGAGCUCUUAAUGUCUCUGUCGAUGAGGGAAACCCUUAGCCCGGCGGAUCACACACGGGAGCACGCGGGAACCAUGCUGGAACCAAGAGCGGCCGCGGCUGUCGGCCAAUCGGGUCUCAUGUCGCUCUACGACGCGAUGUUCGCUCAGUACGGGGUGAAGCUCGCCCAGGUGCUGGUGACCAAGCCGGACUUUUACAACGAGGAGACGCGCAAGAACCUCUUCAGCACGCUCACCGAGCUGAUCAGCCUGAACAUCGUGCCGAUCAUUAACACGAACGACGCGGUCUCGCCGCCGCCGGUGGUCGAUGAGGAAGUCGCCGGCGGCGGCGGUCGCAGAGGCAUUUCCAUCAAGGACAACGACUCCCUGGCGGCGAUGCUGGCGGCCGAGAUCCAAGCGAGCCUCCUGGUGAUCAUGAGCGACGUCGACGGGAUCUACAAUCUGCCACCUUGGCAGGACGGUGCGAGGAUGCUGCACACAUUCAGCUCCGAUCACAGAGGCACCAUCAAAUUCGGCGAGAAGUCGAAGGUGGGCACCGGCGGCAUGGACUCCAAGGUCAACGCCGCUCUCUGGGCGAUGGACCGUGGCGUCUCGGUGGUAAUCUGCAACGGCACCCAGGAGAAGGCCAUCAAGAGCAUCCUGUCGGGCAGGAAGAUCGGCACCUUCUUCACACAGACCACCGGCUCGUCCACUCCUGUCGAGGUGAUCGCCGAGAAUGCCCGCGUCGGCAGCCGAAUGAUGCAGGCGCUACGCCCGGAGGAACGUGCCGAAUGCAUCAACACUUUGGCGGACCUGCUGGAGACGAAGCAGCCCGAGAUACUCGCGGCGAACGCGCUGGAUCUGGAAGCGGCGAGCAAGGCGAGCCUGGCCAAGGCUCUGCUGUCGCGUCUCUCCUUGACGCCGGCGAAACUGAAGUCCCUGAGCUCCGGUCUGCGUCAGAUCGCGGUGGACUCGCUGAGGAACGUGGGUCGCGUGAUCCGCAGAACAAGGCUGGCCGAGGGCCUGGAGCUGGAGCAGAUCACAGUGCCGAUCGGGGUGUUGCUGGUGAUCUUCGAGUCCAGGCCGGACAGUCUGCCCCAGGUGGCCGCGCUGGCCAUGUCCAGCGCCAACGGGCUGCUGCUGAAGGGCGGCAAAGAGGCCGCCAACAGCAACAAGUACCUGAUGGAGCUCGUGAAGGAGGCGCUGAACAAGUUCGGCGCCUCGAACGCGAUCUCGCUGGUGUCUACGCGGGAGGACGUGAGCGAUCUCCUCUCGAUGGAGAAGCACAUCGAUCUCAUAAUACCGCGCGGCAGCUCGGAGCUGGUGCGCACGAUUCAGGAUCAGUCCAAGCACAUACCCGUGCUGGGACAUGCCGAGGGCGUAUGUCACGUUUACGUCGACAAGGACGCGGACAUAGCGAAGGCAAUGCGGAUCAUACGGGACUCCAAGUGUGAUUACCCCGCGGCUUGCAACGCCAUGGAAACGUUGCUGAUACACGAGAGCCUCAUGAGCGGCAGCUUCUUCACGGACGUGUGCAGCAUGCUGCAGAAGGAGGGGGUGAAAAUCAAUUCCGGCCCAAAGCUGAGGGAACUGCUGACCUUCGGCCCGCCGGCCGCCAAGAGCAUGCGAACCGAAUACGGCGCGCUCGAGUGCACCAUCGAGGUGGUCUCGGACGUCGACGACGCUAUCAAUCACAUUCAUAAAUACGGCAGCAGUCACACCGACGUUAUCGUCACCGAGCACACCGACGCGGCGGUGCACUUCCAGCGGGAGGUGGACAGCGCUUGUGUCUUCCACAAUGCCAGCAGUAGGUUCGCGGACGGCUAUAGAUUCGGUCUCGGGGCGGAGGUCGGCAUUUCUACGGCACGUAUCCAUGCGCGUGGCCCUGUAGGAGUCGACGGGCUGCUGACGACCAAGUGGGUCUUGAAGGGUGGCGGACACGCGGCCGCGGACUUUGCCGAAGGCGGUACCAAGAGCUGGCUGCACCAAUCCUUGCCCCUCUACGAAUCAUCGUGAAUCCAGCCGCUUCGAGUCUCUCGUGAUCUCGGGGAUUAUUGGAGCCGCUCAUGAGAUAACGCGUAUGAGCGAUUCCGCAGCACAGAAAGUCGUAUGCUGCGAGAUGUAAAUCGAAAUAAGCACACGUGAUAUGUAAACGAUCGUUAACUAGUUUUUAUUUAUACUAAAUUGUUCCUGGUGUUGAUUUUUAUACCGAAAUGUUCCUGGCGCAUCGCACAUCGUACGAAGAUUAACGUCGAGCCAGUGUCACAAACGACGAUGCGAUUCGCUGACGCGACGGAAAUAAAUAUCGAAUUUGUACGUACAAAAUUAGCGUUAAGUAGAUAAUACGAUAUCGCUUAGAAUAAGGACGAGAAUUAUGAAUUUAUCUCCGAAGUUCUCCGACGUCUCGAAGAAUCCCGGAGGUGCCUGAUAUUAUUUCUAAUAAAUUAUUAAAUUCGAGAAGGAAAA